Molecule: messenger RNA, 2457 nt
Organism: Macroventuria anomochaeta
Lineage: Eukaryota; Fungi; Ascomycota; Dothideomycetes; Pleosporales; Didymellaceae
Product: cytochrome P450 52A12
Exons: 3
Coding region: 420-2036 (538 amino acids)
Molecular function (GO): heme binding; oxidoreductase activity, acting on paired donors, with incorporation or reduction of molecular oxygen, reduced flavin or flavoprotein as one donor, and incorporation of one atom of oxygen; iron ion binding
Source: RefSeq, a predicted model, not a curated record
CUAGUCUGGAAAAGUUGAAAUGUCCGAAAGAAUGGUCGGAACACCAAGCUGCCGUAUUAAGCGAAGGGUCAGGGGAGUUCUUCAUCAGAGAUCCAAAUCACGACGAAGAGAUAACAUGCUCUCGUAACGUUUCCGACGUGGGAAGAGGUGGAGCAGACAAAGGAACGUUCGGAGGACCUGCUGGAGCGGUGGAAAGAGGGUCCGACUGUACUAGCAUACCACUAAGUAACGGCGACAUGGGGUGCGUGCCGCGGGACAUGUAAGACGGCCUCUAACCGGCAAAUGCAGCAAGCUGCCCUCGUGGCUGACAGGCAGCGACUUCAAUAUCUCCUUGAGGCCGCCCAAGAAUUGAAGCUAUACACCCCUCGAACCAGCAGACACAUCGACCUGCAUCGACGGCGUGGACCCCGACAGACGUCAUGCACAACACCAUACUUCUCGCCCUCUGGGCAGGUGUGUCGUUUGUUCUCUACAAGAUCGUUGUAUACUUCCUCACAGAGCGCCACCAUCGCAAUGCAGCUAAGAGACUAGGCUGCGAGCCCGCAUAUCAAUUCAGGCUCUUCGAUAUUCAGGGUAUUCGAAAUGUGUUAAGAAUCAUUGCGGCGGAUAAGAAAUCGCGAGUCCCUGAACACGUGAAAGAACGUGUUGACAAUGCUUGUGCCGACGAAGGAAAGAACAUUACAACCUUCGGGCAGAAGAUUUUGGGCACAAGAACUGCCUUCACAGUCGACCCAAUGAACAUUCAGGCCGUCCUUGCCACACAAUUCAAGGACUUCGGACUAGGUGAGACAAGGAACGAAAGCUUCGCUCCUCUGCUUGGAAAAGGCAUUUUCUCUACAGACGGCGCAGAAUGGCAACAUGCGCGAAACCUGCUGCGACCUCAGUUUGCUCGUGAGCAAGUCAGCGACCUUGACCUCGAGGAAGAGCACGUCAAGAACCUCAUGCGCGUUCUACCUAUCAACAAAGAUGGCUGGACAGAUGUCAUAGAUAUUCAGCCGCUCUUCUUCAGGUUGACGAUUGAUUCUGCCACCGAAUUUCUCUUUGGUGAGAGCGUAGACUCGCAACUUGCAAACCUGUCGGACUACACUUCAAGCCGUCCGCCCAUGCCUGUCAACGAGAAGGACUUCGCAAUUUCAUUUGACCAGUCUCAGGCCGCAGUCGCUAUGGCUGCUCGCAUGGGUGAAUUAUGGUGGCUGGCUUUUGAUAAGAACUUCAGACGACAUCGCGACAUCUGCUGGCAGUUCAUCGACCACUACGUACAGAAAGCUCUUGCCAAGGAGAAGAUAUCUGAGAAGGAAACGUCCAAUGGAAAGCAGAAGUACGUGUUUCUCGACGCACUUGCAGAAUCGACACAAGACCCCAUCGAGCUUCGAUCACACAUGAUCUCCAUCCUGCUCGCUGGUCGCGACACAACAGCCUCGCUUCUUUCGUUUGUCUACACGCUUUUAAUAAAGCACCCAGAAGUCUAUCGGAAGCUCCGUGCCAUCGUGCUGGAGAAUUUCGGCACCUACAACAACCCCCGCAACAUCACUUUUGCAAGCCUGAAGUCCUGCAACUAUCUUCAGUGGGUCUUGAACGAGACACUUCGUCUCCACCCAGUUGUUCCUCUCGAUGGACGUUGUGCUUUAAAGGACACUACAAUUCCCAGGGGUGGCGGGCCGAACGGUGACAAGCCUGUGUACGUACGAAAGGGUACACGGGUUGAAUACUGCGUGUAUGUGGUGCAACGUCGCAAGGACCUCUGGGGUCAAGAUGCCGAUGAGUUCCGUCCCGAUCGCUGGGAUGGAAGGAAGUCCGGAUGGGAGUAUCUGCCAUUCAAUGGCGGACCGAGGAUCUGUAUUGGACAGCAGUUCGCACUGACGGAAGCCGGUUAUGUGCUCGUAAGGCUUGCUCAGCGAUUUGAGGAAGUUGUUGGUGUUAGUAAUAGCUGGGAGAGCGUGGAGAAUGGUGGCCAAGGCUACUUCAGGACUAAACUCAGCUUGACCGGGUGUCCAGCGGACGGUGUGAAGGUCAGGAUGAAGGGUGCAAGAGUUUGAAGAACCUGAUAUCGCAUACGGGAUCUUCAUCGACCGCAUUUGCCUGCCGCAACCCUACUUUCCUUUAGCUAGUCCACCUUUCUAGCCGAAAACUGCCUCUUACUAAGAAGGAUUGGUCAUCCCUCGAUGUUAGAAAAUAUUACAUCUGCAUCAGUCUAGCAAAAUUGGAUGUGGAAGGCUGUAUGAACGCCUAGUUGUUAUCACCGUAGGUUGAUAUGCAAUAGGAGAAGGCAUUGUAUUGAGACUGGAUAUAUUAAGGGCUCCUGGAACACUUUACAAGGUCCACACAAAGAAGAAAGAGCUUGGGAUGACACUCUGCAAGGUUUAUAUGGCUCAAGCUCAAGCCCCACGUGCACAGUCAGUAGUAAAUGGUAAGUAGUCAGGACUAACUGCUCCAAUAAUGUCCUCUAAGUACCCAAUC